CCACAGCAGGGGUGCUCCAGCCCUGUGAUCAUCUCUGUGGCCUCCUCUGGACCUGCCCCAGCACACCUGUGAAACAUGAGUGCCGAAACAGAUGCAGUUUCCACAUCUGCUUACUCAUCACCAGCCAAAAGCUUGGGAGACCCUGGAAUAACUCCACUGUCUCCAUCACACAUUGUGAAGGACUCUGAUGCAGACGAUGCUGUAGAACAGUUAUUUCUUGUUGUUGUGGCUAUUGAUUUUGGCACAACUUCCAGUGGCUACGCCUACAGCUUCACCAAGGAGCCAGAAUGUAUUCAUGUAAUGAGGCGAUGGGAAGGUGGAGAUCCAGGUGUUUCCAACCAGAAGACCCCGACCACAAUCCUCCUCACACCAGAGAGAAAGUUCCAUAGCUUUGGCUAUGCAGCAAGAGACUUCUACCAUGACUUGGAUCCCACUGAAUCAAAGCACUGGUUGUAUUUUGAAAAGUUCAAGAUGAAGCUGCAUACCACUGGUAAUCUUACCAUGGAGACAGACCUGACAGCAGCAAAUGGCAAAAAAGUCAAAGCACUUGAGAUAUUUGCUUAUGCUCUGCAGUUCUUUAAGGAACAGGCAUUAAAGGAGCUCAGUGACCAAGGAGGCUCGGACUUUGAAAACACUGAAGUAAGAUGGGUCAUUACAGUGCCUGCUAUUUGGAAGCAGCCUGCAAAGCAGUUUAUGAGACAAGCUGCCUACAAGGCAGGAAUGGCAUCUCCUGAAAACCCCGAGCAGUUGAUCAUUGCCCUGGAGCCCGAGGCUGCCUCUAUCUACUGCCGAAAGCUGCGCCUGCACCAGAUGAUAGACCUGAGUAGUAGGGCACCUGUCAAUGGCUACAGCCCGAGUGACACUAUUGGAACUGGAUUUACACAGGGGAAGGAGCACGUGCGCCGGAACCGGCAGAGCCGAACCUUCAUGGUGGAGAAUGUCAUAGGAGAGAUCUGGUCUGAGCUGGAGGAAGGUGAUCGGUACAUCGUGGUUGACAGCGGAGGAGGCACAGUGGACAUGACUGUCCAUCAGAUCAGGCUUCCUGAAGGACAUCUGAAGGAGCUCUACAAAGCAACAGGUGGCCCAUAUGGUUCUCUAGGGGUGGACUACGAGUUUGAGAAGCUGCUGUGUAAAAUCUUUGGGGAAGAUUUCAUUGAGCAGUUUAAAAUCAAGCGCCCUGCGGCCUGGGUGGAUCUGAUGAUCGCGUUCGAGUCCCGCAAGCGGGCGGCAGCUCCCGACAGGACCAACCCCCUGAACAUCACCCUGCCCUUCUCCUUCAUUGACUACUACAAGAAGUUCCGAGGGCACAGUGUAGAGCAUGCCUUGAGGAAAAGCAAUGUGGACUUUGUGAAGUGGUCCUCCCAGGGAAUGCUGAGGAUGAGCCCAGAUGCAAUGAAUGCUCUUUUCAAACCUACAAUUGACCAGAUUGUUCAGCACCUGAGUGAGGUGUUUGAUAAGCCAGAGGUGACCAAUGUGAAGUUCCUCUUCCUGGUGGGCGGCUUCGCUGAAUCGCCCUUGCUGCAGCAAGCCGUGCAGAGCGCUUUUGGCUCCAGGUGCCGGGUCAUCAUUCCCCAGGAUGUGGGGCUGACCAUCCUCAAAGGGGCUGUUCUCUUUGGCCUCGACCCUGCGGUGAUCAAGGUGCGGCGCUCCCCGCUGACCUACGGCGUGGGGGUGCUCAAUCGCUUCGUGGAGGGCAAGCAUCCCCCGGAGAAGCUCCUGGUCAAGGACGGCACGCGCUGGUGCACCGACGUCUUCGACAAGUUCAUCUCAGCCGACCAGUCCGUAGCCCUGGGAGAGACUGUGACCCGCAGUUACACACCCGCCAAGCCUUCUCAGUUAGUGAUAGUGAUCAAUAUCUACAGCUCGGAGCAGGACAACGUCAGCUUCAUCACCGAGCCCGGCGUGAAGAAGUGCGGCACGCUGCGCUUGGAUCUCACGGGAACUGACGCCUCCGUGCCCAACCGGCGCGAGAUCAAAACGCUGAUGCAGUUUGGGGACACUGAAAUCAAAGCCAUGGCUGUUGAUGUUGCCACCUCUAAAAGUGUCAAAGUUGGUAUUGAUUUCUUAAAUUACUGACGGCCCUUUCCCCCGCCACAGCCUGUUUGUGAGACUGAUCUUCCACUGUUCCGUUUUUUGACUUCUGUCUGUCAUGUCAUCACCGUGAAUUUCAGCAGGCUACAUGAGAACAGCUAGUGAGGUGGGGUGUGUUGUGGUUGUGUCCUUUGGUGACCAAGGACUGCAUUUUGAAAGACCCUUAAAAAGUUUUAGGAGCAGAAGUUCCAGAGGUAGUAAAAGUUACCAAGUUACUCACGCAUGCUUAUAGAUCUACCUUUAUAAAAUAAACACUGAUUAUAGUUGGGUCCUGAAGGUUAGUUAAAAAAAUACCAAGUUGUAAUCUCUUUGCCUUGUUCUUCUUCCUCUUCCUCCUGAGAAAAACUCACUAACCCACGUGGCUGUUGUAGGGGGUGUAUCUGUGUGGGAUAUCUGUUUAAACAGCACCAUCCUCUGGCAAUGGGAACAAAUUAGUAGUUUUAUUGUAUUCUUUUGAUUUUGCCCAGUGCUUUCAGAAUUUAAAGUGCUGAAAAUUAAUGACUCAAAGAAAUAGGAUCUCAAUUACAUAAAUUCUGUGUAAAGAAAAUCCCCAGAAAUUCUUAAAUUUAUAUUUAGGAAAUACAUAUGUGUUUUGGGGGCCUAAUAUUGAUUGUUCCAGGUUAAAAACAAGGCCUUUGUUGUCAGAGCUCUCAGAACAAGCUGUCAGAUUAAUUAGCUAGCAUUGCCCUUAUUAUACUUUGGAAAAUAAUAUUAAGAACAAACCUAUUUCUCUUUUGGGUCUUCUAAGGUUAUUUUAUUAGUCUCCAUCUGAAACCACAGAAUCACAAAGUAGUUAAGCUUGAAGGGGACAUCCAUUGACUGUCUGAUAAAACCUUUCUUUCUAAGCAGUAUCACUCAGAACAAGUUUCUUUUUCCAAUUUUAUGGUCUCCAAAGUGAAGAUCCCUAAACUCCAGGCAGCUUAUUUGACAACCCUCACUGCAAAGGUUUUUUUCUUACACUUAAAAGGAAUUUAUUGAGUUUAAAUUUGUGCGUGUUGCCUCUUUCUUGCUCCUUCACUGGAUACCUCAGAGAAGUCUGGCUCCAUCCUCUUUCCUGUCUGCUCUCAGACAUCCCUAGCAUCCCCUGAGCCUCCCUGAGUCCAGCAGCCCCAGCUCUCACAGCCUCUCCUCACAUGCAAGAUCCCCCAGUGCCCUCUCCCUUUGUGGCCCUUUGCUGCUCCCAGAGCUGUGUGUCUGUGUCUCUCUUGCCCUGGGAAGCACAGAGCCGGCCCUGGCACUCAGAUGUGGUCUCUGCAGGGCUGAGUCAGGGCAUGAUGCCUUUCCUGGCCUGCUGGCAGUGCUGUUCCCAGGGCAGGGGCACGCUGCUGGCUCAGCUCAGCCUGGCCCAGUGCCUGCCACCAUGCCAGGGGCUGCGCUGCCAGGCUGCUCCCAGGCAGCUUCUCCUGGUGCACGGGCU
Agelaius phoeniceus (red-winged blackbird) is the source of this 3508-nucleotide messenger RNA. RefSeq names its product heat shock protein family A (Hsp70) member 12A (gene HSPA12A). Lineage: Eukaryota; Metazoa; Chordata; Aves; Passeriformes; Icteridae. The record is from RefSeq and is a predicted model, not a curated record.